CCUAACCGCCAUCACGCUCCACCUUGGCAUAUCAGGCUUGCUCUGAUAUACAUAGAUCUCCAGAUCUACCUGUCUUCCUCUUAUACCUCGAUCUCACAGGGAUCAGGUCUCUCGCCUUUCACAGUGGCCCUAGCAUCUAUCUGUAGAGUAGCUCGACGCCUCGCUAGCUCUUUGUCUGCUUCGCCAGAGACAAGAGCUAGAUUGCUGUUACCCCGAUACUCAAUGGGGGAGGCCGUGCAAACGACCAGCAGUUGGCCAGGUUACAGCGGGCUCAAGCACCUCGUGAUCUUCGGCGAUUCCUAUUCCGAUGUAGGAUAUAACUCGCGCUCGAGACACCCAAGACCUGAAGAGCCUCUCGGCGUAGACUUCCCCGGGAUUACCUGGACAGAACAAGACCAGCCUAAUUGGGUUGGACACCUCGUUACAAAAUAUACCCCGAAUCCGCUUUUAGUCUAUGAUUAUGCCGUAGGAGGCGACACCAUCGCUGGUGUAAAGAGACAGGUUGAGCGGCAAUUCCUUCCUCAUGUCGGGCAGAAGCCAGAUUGGGCACCCUGGACUGCGGAAGAUACACUUUUUGUUACCUGGAUCGGGAUUAAUGAUAUCUCAUGGCAGGGAGUCGCCCUGCCCGGUAUGAGUGAGCUGUUUGAGCUGCAACAUUCGCUAUACGAGACAGGCGCUCGCAACUUCUGCUUCAUCGACGUCCCUCCAAUUGAACGUGCACCGAUCGGAAGCUCGCGCUCUUCCUCUCUUUACGACAGCUGGAACAGGCGCCUCCGUGAGCACUGCAAAGCGUUCGCCGCCGACCACCCCGACGCCUCCGUCUUCAUCUACUCCGCCCACCGCACAUUCAGCCGCAUCCUAAACGACCCCAUCUCGCACGGCUUCUCUUCGCUAGACACCGUGACCGCCUUUGGCGAGGUUUGGGUCGACCAGGUCCAUCCCACGAGCCGGAUCCACGACUGGGUCGCGAAAGACUUUGCUGCAUUCUUGUAUAACAGGAAGCCGUAUGAGGAGGCUGAGGGUGAUACAGACAGUGCCAGUGAUUUGAAGGAGGGUGCUAGUAUUGCAGAGUCCAGCGCUCCAAGCAGUACCAUGGCAUGAUAUUGGGUUGAUACGUGGUUUACUUCUCUUCUUGGGCUCGGGGGUUUAUCGGGUAUAUUUGUUCACUCCUCACUUCCGCUCUGGUUGUACUGUUGUCCAUCAUGCUCUUGCUGUCCAUGUUCAUUCAUCGUAAAUAUAGACCCGCAGUAUCCUAUAAUCUACAGCACCUGGCCUACGGCAUUCCACACUCAUCUAGCAUAGGCUACGUCCAAGAGGUACAUGCUACACAUCUAUACAUAUGCUACAAGUCAGAUGUCCGUGUUCGGCUGGUGCUAACCCGCCCGUGGCUGCCCCGCCCAGCUCGUCCGCCUAGAGAUCCUCUGGACUCCGCCAGCUGAUCCCCGCUCAGCAGCCCCGUUUCCUCGUCGCCCACAGGGCUACCAAUACGCUCGCGACUCUUACUUCGGCUGUGGGGCGGACGCUGGCCCGGGCGGUACAGGAAUGAUUGCGUGACGAUCGUGAUGUCGAACAUGAGCGUGCCGCCGCUUCCCAAAAGAUAC
Molecule: messenger RNA, 1601 nt
Organism: Gloeophyllum trabeum ATCC 11539
Lineage: Eukaryota; Fungi; Basidiomycota; Agaricomycetes; Gloeophyllales; Gloeophyllaceae
Exons: 5
Coding region: 223-1101 (292 amino acids)
Molecular function (GO): hydrolase activity, acting on ester bonds
Source: RefSeq, a predicted model, not a curated record